UUCACCCUGCCACUACACACCAAAGCUCAUUCACCCACACCGGAAGUCCGGAACGAACGCGCAUCGUCUCUCCCACAGCCCCAGAUGCCUCUCUCGGCAGCUUCCAUCCCCAAUGCCUUCCUCCUCCUCAUCCUCCUCGUAGACGCCACGGCCUCCGCCGCCGCGUCCGUCCCGGCGGGCGACGGCGACGUGAACACGACGGUGUUCACCAGUGGCGCGGCGACGUCGUCGCCCCGCGACGACACGGAGAUGUACAUCUGCUACCUCUGCACGGGGCGCAACCCGCUGCUGAUCAGGUACUGCCCCAUCUACUGGGACGAGUGCCACCUCGUCUGCUACGCCGACGCCGACACGUCUGCCGCCGCCACCGCCUCCGCCAUUCCCGCCGCGGCCGCGCCGCCGUCGCUGGGUCCGCCGGCCGACCCCGCUACCGGGGUGCGCGACGAGGAGUGCUACGUCAUGAAGCUGUACCGUAACGGCAGCUACACCAUCGUCAGCCGCCUGGGGUGCUCCCAGAUCGCCAGGUGCCUCCUCUCCUGCGGCGGCGGCGACAUGGCCCACCGGAAUGCCCUGGGCGCCGCCACCGCGGGGCCGGCGACGACGGCGGCGAUCCAGGGGAGCUUUCCGCCCCCGCGCAUCGCGGAUUUCCAGCGGUGCGGCACGCAGGUCAAUGCUCCGUGAGUCCGAGGGCUCCACCGAGCGCCGCCGUCCCGGCCGGUGGUGCGCGCGGCGGCGGCGGCGCUAGCUCCUCUCUGAUGGGAUGGACGCGUGCCGCGCGUGUGCGGUGGCUGCGUGCGCAAAUGUGCCGUAAUGA
Messenger RNA from Setaria italica (foxtail millet), 814 nucleotides. RefSeq lists its product as uncharacterized. The coding region runs from base 85 to 681 and encodes 198 amino acids. Lineage: Eukaryota; Viridiplantae; Streptophyta; Magnoliopsida; Poales; Poaceae. The transcript has a single exon. The record is from RefSeq and is a predicted model, not a curated record.